GGAGAAUGAAAGAUCGCGAGAGUUCGCAAAUCCACUCAGGCAAGUUCGCCAGGCAAGAUGGCUGCCUCCAUGGUGAGCUCUGCGUGCUGUCUCUGGAGCCUGGGCCACGGAGUGCGGAGGACUGUCCGAGCGCUGCCGGGCCUGACACAGGUGAGAUGGAGCCGCUAUGAUGCUAAUUACAAAGAACCCCAAUUUGAUAAAGACUACUACCAUAAGCCCUUGGAGGAGCUGACUGAAGAGGAGAAGUUUGAGCGGGAACUCAGAACCACACAGAUCUUCAAAGCUUCCCCAGCAUCACAGACAAGCUCUUUGUUUGAGGAUCCAGUGAUCAGUAAAUUCACCAACAUGAUGAUGAAAGGAGGAAACAAAACACUGGCCAGAUCCCUGAUGAAUGAGACUCUGGAAACCCUGAAGAGAAAGCAAUUUAAAAAAUACCAUGAAGCCACAGCUGAGGAGCGGGCUGCCAUUGAGUGCAACCCCUACACCAUCUUCCACCAGGCUCUGCAGAACUGUCAGCCUGUCCUUGGCUUGGUCAGCAUCCUUAAAGGUGGCCGAUUCUAUCAGGUCCCAGCCCCUCUGACUGACAAGCGUCGGCGCUUCUUGGCCAUGAAAUGGAUGAUUCAAGAAUGCCGGGAAAAGAAGCCCCGGCGAAUGCUGAUGCCAGAGAAGCUGUCUCAUGAGUUACUGGAGGCCUUUCACAACCAAGGCCCUGUGAUCAAAAAGAAGCAUGACCUGCACAAGAUGGCGGAGGCUAACCGAGCCUUUGCCCACUACCGUUGGUGGUAGAGGGUAGGAAGGCUCGAACCUUGAGGUGAGGAUCUGGUAUCAUUGCUCAGCCUCCUGCCCUUCUGCCGCUGGGAAGGCCAACUCCAGCAGAGGGGACCAUUGACCUUUACCAUUCAGGGAAGGGGGCACCACCAGCAGUGUAGGUUUCCAGUUGAAGAGUGGUUGGAGCUUAGAAUGGAAUAACUUCAAGCUUCCUCUUGCCACUAUCAGCUACUCUUAACAGAAAUUAUCACAAAGGAUCCAUUUAGCACUGGUUGGUAAAAGGCAGGUAAAAUGUGUGGGGGAAGCGUGUGAGGAGCACAUUACUCAAGCCGGGCCAUCCUGUUUUCCCCUCCUCCCCUCAACCUGUCACAUUUCCAUCAGGCAGAGGAAAGAACACAAGCUUGGGCUCUGCAGAUAAGCUCAGCAAGGCUAGGUUUGGCUUUGGGGAGAAAAAAUAAGCAGCAGCAUUCACUUUAGAAAAGGUUUACUAGAAAAGUCCUAUGCUGGUUUGUAAUAAAUUACUUCAAUAAAUGUAUAUAUAUUUUGAAAUCCCA
Messenger RNA from Dromiciops gliroides (monito del monte), 1322 nucleotides. RefSeq names its product mitochondrial ribosomal protein S7 (gene MRPS7). Gene Ontology annotation, cellular component: ribosome. The record is from RefSeq and is a predicted model, not a curated record. Gene Ontology annotation, molecular function: rRNA binding; mRNA binding; structural constituent of ribosome. The transcript is spliced from 5 exons. NCBI's taxonomy places the organism in Eukaryota, Metazoa, Chordata, Mammalia, Microbiotheria, Microbiotheriidae. Gene Ontology annotation, biological process: translation; ribosomal small subunit assembly. Bases 58 to 786 code for a protein of 242 amino acids.